GUGGAUUCAGUUCGCUUUUGUCAGUCCACUUGGCUAGUUGUGUGUGAAAUAUUACUAUUAUUUUAGAGUUCAAAAACUACGCGUAAUUGCAUUUUAACAGAAUUAUCUUUAUAAAUAAAAACUUUUCGGCAGCUGAAAACAUUAGUCUUAAAGAGUGUUAUGAAGUGAAAGUAUACAUAUGUAUAUAAGUGUAUAGUAAAACAUCUUCAAGAAUUUCGGAAAAAUUUUAGAAGAUAUAAGUACAAUAAAAUGUCGCAAAAUAAUUCAAUUGCUCAUAUCAUGGCGGUAAAUGGAGACGCGACAAAAAUUCCAAUUGACAAGGAGUCACCGUUAAUAUUUUUCGUGAAUGGCAAAAAGGUCGUUGAUGCGACACCAGAUCCAGAAUGCACUCUACUGACAUAUCUGCGCGACAAACUGCGUUUAUGUGGCACGAAAUUGGGAUGUGGCGAAGGUGGUUGUGGCGCUUGUACGGUUAUGCUUUCGCGCGUUGAUCGCGCCACCAACAGCAUCAAACACUUGGCUGUUAACGCCUGUUUAAUGCCAGUAUGUGCGAUGCAUGGGUGCGCAGUAACCACCAUAGAGGGGAUCGGUAGCACACGCACCCGCCUCCACCCCGUACAAGAGCGUCUGGCUAAAGCCCAUGGCAGUCAAUGUGGCUUUUGUACACCAGGCAUAGUAAUGUCUAUGUACGCACUACUUCGAAGCAUGCCUCUGCCAUCAAUGAAGGAUUUGGAAGUGGCGUUUCAAGGCAACCUAUGCCGUUGUACCGGUUAUCGUCCUAUUUUGGAAGGAUAUAAGACUUUCACGAAAGAAUUUAGCUGUGCCAUGGGUGAUAAGUGCUGCAAGUUAAAUGGUAAUAAAAGACAAAAUCGCGAAAAUGAAAACGAAAACGAAAAGUUAUUUGAAAAAAGCGAAUUUUUACCCUUCGAUUCCAGUCAGGAACCCAUUUUUCCACCAGAACUGCAUUUAAAUUCGCAAUAUGAUGCGGAAAAUCUUUUAUUCAAAGGACCGCGAUCGACAUGGUACCGUCCGGUGGAACUAUUAGACUUACUGAAGCUGAAAUCGGAGCACCCGCAUGCCAAAAUAAUUGUUGGCAAUACGGAAGUUGGUGUUGAAAUGAAAUUUAAGCAGUUCCUAUACACCGUACACAUCAAUCCCAUAAAGGUACCGGAAUUGAAUGAGAUAUGUGAUUUAGAGGAUAGCAUUCUAUUUGGUUCUGCUGUUACCUUAAUGGACAUUGAUGAGUACUUACGCGAACGUAUAGAGAAAUUGCCGGAGCACGAAACACGUUUCUUCCGUUGUGCUGUAAAAAUGUUACACUACUUCGCGGGCAAACAGAUACGGAACGUGGCGUCACUCGGCGGAAACAUUAUGACUGGAAGUCCAAUUUCCGACAUGAACCCCAUUUUGACUGCAGCAUGCGCCAAGCUUAAAGUGUGCAGCUUAGUUGAUGGGAAAGUACAAACUCGGGAUGUACACAUGGGUCCGGGCUUCUUUACUGGAUAUCGCAAGAAUACAAUUUUGCCACAUGAAGUUUUGGUAGGCAUAUACUUUCCGAAGAGCUCAAAAGAUCAACACUUUGUGGCAUUUAAGCAAGCGCGCCGUAGAGAUGAUGACAUUGCAAUCGUGAAUGCAGUUAUAAAUGUGACCUUCGAACCGAAUGCCAAUAUAGUCAAACAAAUUUAUAUGGCUUUCGGCGGUAUGGCACCCAUAACGAUCAUGGCACCGAAAACAUCACAAAUCAUGGCAAAGCAGAAAUGGAAUCGGGUAUUAGUUGAGCGUGUGACUGAAAGCUUAUGUGCCGAAUUGCCAUUGGCACCGUCUGCACCGGGUGGUAUGAUCGCCUAUCGUCGUUCACUGGUAGUUAGUUUAUUCUUCAAGGCAUAUUUGGCCAUUAGUCAAGAAUUAAUUAAAGCCGGUACUAUUGAAGAUGAUGCAAUACCAGUGAGAGAACUGAGCGGUGCUAAUACCUUCCAUACACCGAUUUUGCAGAGUGCCCAGCUCUUUGAGAGGGUAUGUGCCGAACAAUCAACAUGUGAUCCCAUCGGUAGACCAAAGGUACACACCUCCGCGCUGAUACAGGCAACGGGUGAAGCAAUUUACUGCGAUGAUAUUCCGCGUCAUGAAAAUGAAUUAUAUCUAGCGCUUGUACUUAGUACCAAAGCGCAUGCAAAGAUCAUAUCUAUUGAUGCUACCGAAGCGCUGAAACAGCACGGUGUACACGCGUUCUUUUCCAGCAAAGAUUUGAGUGAACACGAAAAUAGAGUUGGUGCCGUGUUUCACGAUGAGGAAGUCUUCGCUUCGGAAAUAGUUUAUUGCCAGGGGCAAGUAAUCGGUGCCAUUGUUGCGGAUAGUCAAGUUUUAGCACAACGUGCGGCGCGUCUAGUGCAUAUCAAGUACGAGGAGCUAACCCCGAUAAUUGUAACAAUUGAGCAGGCCAUCGCACAUAAAUCCUAUUUUCCCAAUUAUCCACAAUAUAUUGAGAAGGGUGAUAUACAGAAAGCUUUUAAGGAGGCUAAUCACUUUUAUGAAGGUAGCUGUCGGAUGGGUGGUCAGGAACAUUUCUAUUUGGAAACGCACGCUUGUGUGGCAACGCCGCGAGAUAGUGAUGAAAUUGAACUAUUUUGUUCGACCCAAAAUCCCACGGAGAUACAAAAACUAGUUGCUCAUGUGUUAUCUGUGCCAUGGCAUAGAGUGGUAUGCCGAUCUAAACGCUUGGGUGGCGGAUUUGGCGGUAAAGAGUCGCGUUCAAUUAUCGUAGCACUUCCAGUUGCAUUAGCCAGUUAUAGGCUAAGAAGACCGGUACGUUGUAUGCUUGAUCGAGAUGAAGAUAUGAUGACAACGGGCACUAGACAUCCAUUUCUCUUCAAAUACAAAAUUGGUUUCACCAAGGAAGGCCUAAUAACGGCAUGCGACAUUGAGUGCUUUACUAAUGCCGGCUGCUCAAUGGAUCUCUCAUUUAGCGUUCUUGAUCGUGCUAUGAAUCAUUUCGAGAAUUGUUAUCGCAUACCAAAUGUUAAAGUUGGUGGUUGGGUCUGCAAAACGAAUUUACCAUCUAACACAGCGUUUAGAGGAUUUGGUGGGCCUCAGGGCAUGUUUGCGGCGGAACAUAUAGUACGUGAUGUGGCGCGCAUAGUUGACAAGGAUUACUUGGAUGUCAUGCAGUUGAAUUUUUAUAAAACUGGUGAUUACACACACUAUAAUCAAAAGUUGGAAAACUUCCCUAUUGAAAAAUGUUUCAGAGAUUGCAUAGAUCAGUCGAAAUUCUACGCGAAGCGUGCAGAAAUUGAAGAAUUUAAUAAAAGCCAUCGCUGGCGCAAACGCGGUAUCUCCCUGGUGCCUACCAAAUAUGGUAUUGCAUUUGGUGCAAUGCAUCUCAAUCAAGCCGGAGCGCUGGUAAAUAUAUAUGGCGAUGGUUCGGUAUUACUAUCGCAUGGUGGCGUCGAGAUCGGACAGGGUCUACACACCAAAAUGAUACAAUGUUGCGCGCGAGCAUUAGGCAUACCAACGGAGCUAAUUCAUAUUGCUGAAACCGCGACCGAUAAGGUACCAAACACUUCACCAACGGCAGCUAGUGUAGGUUCAGAUUUGAAUGGUAUGGCUGUAUUGGAUGCUUGUGAGAAGAUAAAUCAGCGACUGAAUCCUAUUAAGGAGGCCAAUCCGAAAGCUACGUGGCAAGAUUGGAUCAGUAAAGCAUAUUUCGCUCGAAUAGGUCUCUCAGCAAGUGGAUUCUAUAAAAUGUUAGAUGUUGGCGACGACCCAAAGACAAAUCCAAAUGCGCGUUGUUAUAAUUAUUAUACGAAUGGUGUUGGUGUAUCAACGGUUGAAAUUGAUUGCUUAACAGGUGAUCAUCAAGUGUUGAGCACAGACAUCGUAAUGGAUAUAGGUUCCAGCUUGAAUCCAGCUAUCGAUAUUGGACAAAUUGAAGGUGCAUUCAUGCAAGGUUAUGGCUUGUUUGUAUUGGAAGAGCUCAUUUAUUCACCUCAAGGUGCUCUUUAUUCGCGCGGACCUGGCAUGUAUAAACUUCCAGGAUUUGCCGAUAUACCGGGCGAGUUUAAUGUGAGCCUUUUAACUGGUGCGCCUAAUCCUAGGGCUGUUUAUUCCUCAAAGGCCGUUGGGGAGCCACCAUUAUUUAUAGGCAGCACUGUAUUUUUUGCUAUUAAGGAAGCAAUAUCAGCUGCACGCGCUGAAAGGCGGCUAAACGGCAACUUUGUACUGAAUGCCCCGGCGACGGCUGCUCGUAUACGAAUGGCAUGCCAAGACGAAUUUACAGAAUUGAUUGAUCAACCGCCCCCUGAUACCUACACACCUUGGAAUGUGGUACCAUAAACAUGAAAUCAUGAGUUAAAGUCAAAAUUUAUUAUUUGUACACAAGUAUUUACACUCCUGCAGGCAUUUGACUAUCAGUAGAUUGAUAUACUGGGAAUGUAAUAUAAGAGUAUAAAUUGGUGCUAUCAUAUAAUAUGAUGAUAAUAUUAAUAAAACAUACACAUGCAAAUUAUAUGGUCAAUACAUUAAGAUAAAUUUUCGGGUUGAGAAAUUAUUAACUUAUCUAACAAUAUUGUGAUCAAUACCAAUAUAGCUUAUGACUAAAAA
Molecule: messenger RNA, 4596 nt
Organism: Bactrocera oleae (olive fruit fly)
Lineage: Eukaryota; Metazoa; Arthropoda; Insecta; Diptera; Tephritidae
Gene: ry
Product: xanthine dehydrogenase rosy
Molecular function (GO): FAD binding; iron ion binding; 2 iron, 2 sulfur cluster binding
Source: RefSeq, a predicted model, not a curated record